Messenger RNA from Sphenostylis stenocarpa, 1071 nucleotides. The record is from the annotation of a GenBank genome assembly. NCBI's taxonomy places the organism in Eukaryota, Viridiplantae, Streptophyta, Magnoliopsida, Fabales, Fabaceae.
AUGGCGAUAUUAAUUGUGCUGCUUAUUUUACUCUUCAUUCAUAUCCACGGGAGUGGUCAUCACAGAGAGGCAAGAGGAAUUACUGCAACAAAGAGGGGUUGUGAUUUAUUUCAAGGAAACUGGGUUAUUGAUGAUUCAUACCCUCUCUAUAAUAGCUCAGAAUGUCCCUUUAUUCUCAACGAGUUUGAUUGCAUAAGAAAUGGUCGUCCUGAUAAAAACUAUGUCAAGUACAGAUGGCAACCAAAAGACUGCAACUUACCAAGAUUCAAUGGUGAAGAUUUGUUGAGAAGACUUAGAGGAAAGAGUAUCUUAUUUGUGGGGGACUCUUUGAGUUUGAAUCAGUGGCAAUCACUCACUUGCAUGCUUCACACGGCUGUGCCAACUGCCAAAUACACCUCAGUGAGGACUGGAGGUCUAUCCACCUUCACCUUCCCGAGCUAUGAUGUUAAGUUGAUGCUUUCCCGUAACGCAUUUUUGGUGGAUAUUGCAAGUGAAAGUAUUGGUAGAGUCCUGAAAUUAGAUUCAAUUGAAGAUGGAAAAAAGUGGAAAGGAAAUGAUAUACUGAUAUUCGACUCUUGGCAUUGGUGGCUUCACAUAGGAAGAAAACAACCAUGGGAUUUCAUUCAAGAAGGAAACCAGACAUACAAGGACAUGGAUCGCUUGGUUGCAUACGAGAAAGGCUUGAAAACAUGGGCCAAAUGGGUUGAAGACAAUGUUAACCCUAACAAAACAAGGGUAUUCUUCCAAGGAGUCUCUCCAGAUCAUCUCAAUGCAGCAAAAUGGGGGCAGCCAAAGGCGAGAUUCUGUGAGGGGCAAAUGGUGCCAGUGUCUGGAUUAACGUAUCCAGGAGGUUCACACCCAGCUGAAAUAGUGUUACAGAAGGUGCUAGGAGGCAUGACAAAGCAUGUGAAUUUACUGAAUAUUACUACAUUGUCACAGAUGAGGAAAGAUGGUCACCCAUCUGUAUAUGGAUAUGGUGGAAAAAGAAGCAUGGAUUGCAGCCACUGGUGCCUCCCCGGUGUUCCUGAUACUUGGAAUUUGCUCUUAUAUGCAGCUCUCAUUCAAAAUUAA